UGUUCUUGUGUGCGACUGGAAGGUUGUGGGUUUGAUUCCCAGCUCAGGACAAGAUACUGAACCCCACGUUGCUCCUGACAGUGUCAUCAGAGGUCUGGUAAAGAACUUGCCUUCUGCAGCCACAGUUUGGCCCAGUUUGCUUCAUGGAUGUCAAGAGAAGGAAGAGCAGAGGAGACACUGAUCCACGUCUGAGGAGAGGACUAGCAGAGGAGACGCUGAUCCACGUCUGAGGAGAAGGAGGUGCUGAGCCAAGUCUGAGGAGAAGGAGGCGUUCAGGAGGAAGAGCAGAGGAGACGCUGAUCCACAUCUGAGAAGGAGGUGCUGAUCCACAUCUGAGGAGAAGGAGACGCUGAUCCACGUCUGAGGAGAAGGAGGCGCUGAUCCACGUCUGAGAAGGAGGCGUUCAGGAGGAAGAGCAGAGGAGACGCUGAUCCACGUCUGAGAAGAAGGAGGUGUUUAGGAGGAAGAGUGGAGGAGAUGCUGAUCCACAUCUGAGGAGGAGGCGUUCAGGAGGAAGAGCAGAGGAGACACUGAUCCACAUCUGAGGAGGAGGUGGCAUUCAGGAGGAAGAGUAGAGGAGACGCUGAUCCAAACUCUCAUCAUCAUCAUCAUCAGCAUCAUGGUCCUGACACGGUGACAUCACGACACACUCAUCAUCUGUUCUAUACCAUCCUGUCAAAUUAAUCAGUAUAGGAGCAGAGGUCACAGAGGAGAUGAAGGAAAAACCAGGCAGGGAAAGUAACAGAUGGGACUUGUGAGGAUUAGAGGAGAAAUCUGUGAGGUUUUCAGACGGGAAACUCACCCGAGGAGGCGCUGAGGAGGAAGAGGAAGAGCAGAGGAGACACUCAGGAGGAAGAGCAGAGGAGACGCUCAGGAGGAAGAGCAGAGGAGACGCUGAGGAGGAAGAGCAGAGGAGACGCUCAAGAGGAAGAGCAGAGGAGACGCUCAGGAGGAAGAGCAGAGGAGACGCUCAGGAGGAAGAGCAGAGGAGACGCUGAGGAGGAAGAGCAGAGGAGACGCUCAAGAGGAAGAGCAGAGGAGACGCUCAGGAGGAAGAGCAGAGGAGACGCUCAGGAGGAAGAGGAAGAGCAGAGGAGACACGAGAGAGGAGGAAGAGCAGAGGAGACACUGACAUAAACUCUGUGGUCAUCAUCCAGACAAAGACAGCACCGCAGUCACCAGACGUUAAUCCCAUCCACCUAACUCUGUGGGAUUAAUACAGAGAUUACCAGAGUUAGGCCCGAGAUUUGGGAUUAAUCCGCUCCUCGGCGAGCUCAAUCUCUCCUUCGGUGAGGUGCAGGCACAGGUUGAUGCCUUCAACGCGCAAAUGAUUAGUCGGCAAAAAUCUGCAGGAGAAGAUUUAGACGUUUUUUUUUCUGAUGGUGGAGCGGCGAUGGCUUCGUGUGUGGAGUCAAAGGUCACACGACAGAGAAGAGAGAGGAAGUCCACAUCUGUCUCUCGUAGUGAUUAAAUCACGUCAUCUUCUAACCUCUUUGUCCUCCUCCUCCUUAAGCCCCGCCCUUUUAUCCUGCCCUUUGACCUUUAUUCCAGUUCUCAAACAUCCUUAAUCCGCUCUCUCGACCUCGCCUCGCCGCCAUCCUCCAUGAAUCCGUUUCAAUCACCACGGCAACUAAUGACCACUCAAAACUGCUUUACUCUACAGUUCACACUCCUCUGCUCUCAGAGACCUGGUGGGGUCUCAACGUGGGGUUAAUCCUGCCCAAGGACACGUCGGCAUGUAGAUCGAACCCACAACCUUUGGGUUGAAAGACGAUCACUCUACCACUGAGCUACCGUCGCCUCCCACUCGGUCAGAUCGGCUCUUGGGGCCAUUUUUGUGAACCAGGACCGGUCGUCUGUGAGCCCGAGGCCUCGCUCGGGAGAGACAGGCAGCCAUGUUGGAGAAGAUGUCGCGGCGGAACCGCUCCCUCCUCUCGCUGUCGCUCACCUCGCUGGCGCUCACGCUGUCCGUGUCGGCGUUCUGCACGUCGUACUGGUGCGAGGGCACGCACAAGGUGGUGAAGCCGCUCUGCCUGUCGCCGGUCAAGAUGAAGAACUGCGGCCAGAACAACAGCCAGCCGUACACCACAGAGGCUCCGACUCCGGACCCGAGGAACCCGGCGCCAAACGUGACGCUGACUCCGCUGCAGAAGGAGGAACUGGCCCGGAUCAAGAAGAAGCAGCUGGCCAACGCCGUCCAGUACAUCUGGGAGACGGGCGAGGACAAGUACAUGCUGCGCUACUUCCACACAGGCUUCUGGCUCUCCUGUGAGAAACACAAUGAAGGUAACGAUCAGGAGGAAAAGUGUCGCAGCUUCAUUGAGCUGACGCCAGGAGAAACUCAAGGCGUCCUGUGGCUGUCCGUCAUCAGUGAGUGCAUGUACAUCGGUCUUCUGGCCAUGGGCUUCCUGCUCAUGUGUGUGGAAUCCAUUUGCCUCUGCGCUAAGAGGGAGAUGAAUGCGCUGAAGAUCAACGCCUUCGCCGCCAUGUGCACCGUCCUCUCCGGGAUGAUGGGGAUGGUGGCUCACAUGAUGUACACCACAGUGUUUCAGAUGACCGUCAGCAUCGGACCCAAAGACUGGAGGCCGCAGACCUGGGACUAUGGAUGGUCCUUCGCCAUGGCGUGGCUGUCGUUCAGCUGCUGCAUGGCCGCCGCCGUGGCGACACUCAACUCCUACACCAAGACCAUCAUCGAGAUGAAGCACCGGGCUCGGGUCAGGCUGGAGGACGCCCGCGCCGCCGCAUGCGCCCCUUCCUACGAGGAGGUUGUUCGAUCCGGCGGCGCCGGCGUUUACUCUGUCAGCCAGCUGAUCCAGCUCGGCCAGCAGGGGGCGCUCAUGGACCCGUUGUGGCCCAGAGGAGUGGGACCAGCUGUGGGACCUCUAGAGUGUGGCGCUGGGGGAGCGCUGCUGGUCGGCGGGGGAGGAAUCGGAGUCGGAGGAUUGGGGAUGGGAAUGGGAGGAGUGGGAGGAGUCGGAGGGAACGGUGUCGGGAUGGCAUUGGGGGCGGCGGGAGGAGUCGGGGGUGUGGCGGCGCUGGUGGACCCUCACGGUGUGGUGGUGAUGGAGGGAUGUGGCGUCGAGGGAUGUGAAGACUGCGAGCGGGAAAUGGACGAGAUGGAUUACGAGCUGCACGAAGACUGCGUGCGCGAAAGAGACGACUCACUCUGCUGAGAUUUCGGAAGACACUUGAACCUUUGUCUUUGUUUGUAUAUAAACGAUUCUAAAAAGAGCUUAA
Solea solea (common sole) is the source of this 3237-nucleotide messenger RNA. RefSeq names its product germ cell-specific gene 1-like protein. Gene Ontology annotation, cellular component: plasma membrane. NCBI's taxonomy places the organism in Eukaryota, Metazoa, Chordata, Actinopteri, Pleuronectiformes, Soleidae. The transcript is spliced from 9 exons. The record is from RefSeq and is a predicted model, not a curated record. The coding region runs from base 1896 to 3173 and encodes 425 amino acids.